Messenger RNA from Chrysoperla carnea, 1201 nucleotides. RefSeq names its product mitochondrial phosphate carrier protein 2-like. Gene Ontology annotation, cellular component: mitochondrial inner membrane. Lineage: Eukaryota; Metazoa; Arthropoda; Insecta; Neuroptera; Chrysopidae. Gene Ontology annotation, molecular function: phosphate transmembrane transporter activity. The transcript has 5 exons. Gene Ontology annotation, biological process: mitochondrial phosphate ion transmembrane transport. The coding region runs from base 137 to 1201 and encodes 354 amino acids. The record is from RefSeq and is a predicted model, not a curated record.
AUGGAACCUAAUCUCAUUUAAUACGUACAUGAUCAAAAUAAUAUAAUGUUUUUGUCAUUUCCAGUGGAAUGUGGAAUGCAGUAAGAUUGAAUAACUUAAGAUAAUUUUUGCAGCUAUAUUCAAAUUCUAGUAUGAAAUGUCAGAUGGAAAAAAUUCGAAUUCUCUUUCAUUACCAUUAAUAAGAAGUUUAUCGCAAAAUCCAAAGUCCAACAGUUUAGAUGUUGAAAAUGUAAAAAAUCCUAAGUUAUUACAAUCUGCAGCUGAAGUCCCGCAAGGAACAACAUUAAAUCAACAUGUUUCACCAGAAAAGAAAAAUAAAAUAAGAUAUCUUUCAAAAGUCAGUUUAGCAGGACUAGUAUCAUCUGGAAUAACGCAUACACUUGUAACACCUUUGGAUAUAGUUAAAACACAAUUACAAGUAUAUCCAAACUUGUACAAAAAUUUAGCAACAGCUUUUAAAGAAAUUAGUACUGAAGUUGGAUCAGAAGGCAUAUACCGAGGAUGGAAACCAAUUUGUUUGGGAUAUUCGUUGCAUGGUUUUUUCCAACUUGGUCUAUACGAAUAUUAUAAAGAUAAAUAUUCAAAAUGGUAUUCGCCAAAACGUAGGGUAAAUGAUACGACGCCAGUCUCUAAUAGUAAAUUUAAAGUGGUAGCAUUGGCUGCAGCUACAUCUGAAAUUCUUGCAACAUUAAUACUAUGCCCAUUUGAAGCUAUAAAAGUUAAAUUUCAAACAAAUAAUAGUCUAAAACAUUAUAAUGAAGCAAAACAUAAUAUCUUAGCUUAUGAAGGAGCUGCUAGUGGCUUUUACAAAGGUGUACAUCUAAUGUGGCUGCGGCAAAUUCCAUAUUCAGUGAUAAAAUUAACCGCAUACGAUGGGUUAACGGAUUAUAUAUAUAGACAAUGGCUUGGUGUUUCCCAACAUAAUUGUGAUUCAUUCGUACAGAGCAUAAUAUCGUUUAGUGUGGGUUUUUUAUCGGGCGUGUUUGGAGCUGUUGUUACACAUCCAGCAGACACAUUCGUUGCAAGAUUGUACCAUAGUAAAUAUCCUGUAACGUCUAAACGACUCAUACUUGGUGGUAAUAAUGGGCAAAUAUUAUCUUUACUUGCACGUAUGUUAAUGUUGGGUACAGUAAACGGAUUACAAUUUUGGAUUUACAAUAAUUUUAAAAUUGCAAGAAAUAAGAACGUUGUAUUAGUUUAA